CUGCAGACUGGCAGAGAGUUACAGACUCUGAAUGGGGGAGAGGAAGUAAAAAGGAGGAGGGGUGCACAGUGCUGAGAGUGUGAGGGACAGCGAGAGUGCAGAGACCUAGGAGAGACAGAGAGAGCGCAGGGACCUAGGAGAGACAGAGAGAGUGCAGGGACCUAGGAGAGACAGACAGUGCAGGAGAGUGCAGGGACCUAGGAGAGACAGACAGAGUGCAGGGACCUAAGAGAGGCAGACAUUGCAGAAGAGACAGAGAUAGUGCAGGGACCUAGGAGAGACAGUCAGUAGAGUACAGGAGAGACAGAGUUCAGGGACCUAGGAGAGACAGAGAGAGUGCAAGGACCUAGGAUAGACAGAGUGCAGGGACCUAUGAGAGACAGAGAGAGUGCAGGGACCUAAGAGAGACAGACAUUGCAGAAGAUACAGAGAGAGUGCAGGGACCUAGGAGAGACAGACAGUACAGUACAGGAGAGACAGAGUUCAGGGACCUAGGAGAGACAGGCAGUGCAGGAGAGACAGAGAGAGUGUAGGGACCUAGGAGAGAUAGGCAGUGCAGGAGAGACAGAGAGAGUGCAAGGACCUAGGAUAGACAGAGUGCAGGGACCUAUGAUAGACAGAGAGUACAGUACAGGAGAGACAGACAGAGUGCAGGGACCUAGGAGAGGCAGACAGUGUAUGAGAGACAGUGCAGAGUGCAGGGGAGAGAGACUGCUUUGACCUAGGACAGAGACAGACAGUUCGGGAUCUAGGAAAGACAACGUGCAUAGACAGGCAGACAGCAUGAGAGAGGCAGGCUGGGCAGAGUGAGACAUGGGAAUAAUAAUAGGAAGACAGUGCUGAUGGUGGGAUGGGCAGAGUGGAGGGGGCCUGGAAGAGACACACAGAGUGUAAAAACCAAUAACAGAAAGUUCAGGGAUCUUGAUCAGGUUGGCUGAGAGUGUAGGGAUCUUGGGGAAAUAGAGUGCAUGAAUCAAGGGGACAGAGUGUAGAGAUCUGGGAGAGAGUGAGUGGGAUAAGAAAGAGACAGGUUGAAAUUAGUACAGGGAUCUGGAAGAGACAGGCUGAACAGAGUGCAGGGGUUUGUGAGAGACAGGAAGAGUAGAGUGCAUGGACCCAGGAAAAAGACAGAUAGUGCAGGGGUCUGAGAGAAGUUGAGAGGUAAUGCAGGCAUCUAGAGAGACAUGGAAAUAGUGCUGUUAUCAGGGAGAGACUGAUGAGAACUGGAAGUGACAGAGUGCAUGGGUCAGAGACAGACAGAGUGCAGUCAUCUGGGAAUGAGACAGUGCAGGUACUCUGAGGGAUUGGCAGGUCUCGUAGAGAGUGCAGAUAUCAGAGUGCAGGGUUGUGAUACAGGGAGUGACAGUGGGAGGUCUCUCAGAGAGUGCAGGUAUCAGACAGUCAGAGUGCAUGCAGGUAUCAGAGUGCAGUGCUCUGAUAGAGGGAGUGACAGUGGGAGGUCUCUCAGAGAGUGCAGGUACCAGACAGUAAGAGUGCAGUGCUCUGAUAGAGGGAGUGACAGUGGGAGGUCUCUCAGAGAGUGCAGGUAUCAGACAGUCAGAGUGCAGUGCUCUGAUAGAGGGAGUGACAGUGGGAGGUCUCUCAGAGAGUGCAGGUAUCAGACAGUCAGAGUGCAGUGCUCUGAUAGAGGGAGUGACAGUGGGAGGUCUCUCAGAGAGUGCAGGUAUCAGACAGUCAGAGUGCAGUGCUCUGAUAGAGGGAGUGACAGUGGGAGGUCUCUCAGAGAGUGCAGGUAUCAGACAGUCAGAGUGCAGUGCUCUGAUAGAGGGAGUGACAGUGCGAGUCUCUCAGAGAGUGCAGGUAUCAGACAGUCAGAGUGCAGUGCUCUGAUAGAGGGAGUGACAGUGGGAGGUCUCUCAGAGAGUGCAGGUAUCAGACAGUCAGAGUGCAGUGCUCUGAUAGAGGGAGUGACAGUGCGAGUCUCUCAGAGAGUGCAGGUAUCAGACAGUCAGAGUGCAGUGCUCUGAUAGAGGGAGUGACAGUGGGAGGUCUCUCAGAGAGUGCUCGGGGCGGGCAGUCUCUCAGGAGGUGGGCAUUGUUGGACUCCCAGCCCGGACCAGGCAGAUCAGCACCAGGGACAGGACCGGGGCCGAGCCGUGUUAGAGCCGGGCCGAGGAUGAGGGCGCUGCCGGUGCUCCUGCUGCUCGGGACGGUCCGCUCCGGACUGGGCUUUAACGUGGACACCCGCUUCCCGCUGGUAAAACAGGCUGGCAUCUCCGGGGGCAUGUUCGGCUUCUCAGUGUCCCUGCACCAGCAGACCGAGGGAGAGAGACGGUACCUGCUUCUCUCAGGAGCUCCACAAGACAGUGCACCUGUAGGUGUGAAAGCUAACAGGACAGGCGCUCUCUAUGCUUGUCCCAUUACGGACAGCGCCACAGACUGUUUCAGGAUCUCCAUCGAUCCAGAAAGCGAUCCUAGCAAAAAUAUUAUUGAGAAUAUGUGGUUGGGCGUCACAGUUGAGUCACAAAGAGAUGGAGGUCGGGUGUUGGUAUGUGCCCACAGAUAUACUGCAGUGCAGUGGUCUGGCAAUGAGGAUCAACGCAGAAUGAUUGGAAGAUGUUACGUUCGGGGGAAUGACUUAGAAUUCAAUGACGAGGAUGAUUGGCAGUCAUACCACAAUGAGUUGUGUAACUCUAACAAAGACCAUGAACUCACAGGAAUGUGCCAGCUAGGCAUGAGUGGAGGCUUCACAAAAAAUAUGGUGUACUUUGGGGCUCCAGGGGCCUACAACUGGCAGGGUACUGAUUCCAUUCUACAGAGAGACACAAACUGGGACAUGAAGGAGUUUUCUUAUCCUAGCAACAAACAGUACAAUACAUAUAUGGGAUACUCCGUUCAGAUUAGCACGGGUGUGCUGCACCAGGACCAGGUGACAGUGGUGUCUGGAGCCCCUCGCUUUGAUCAUAGGGGUGCCGUGUUUCUACUUGAAAUCCAGGGGGACGCUUUGGAGGUCAGAACUUUCCUAACUUCAGAGCAAGUGGGCUCUUAUUUUGGAAGUGCUAUCGCUCUUGUGGAUGUUAACAAUGAUGGCCUGCAGGACAUUGCGGUAGGGGCUCCUUAUUACUUUGACCGGAAGGAGGAAGUGGGUGGAUCAGUCUACAUUUAUAACAACGAGGCAGGGUAUUUCAAAAAUGAGUCAUCUCUGGUGCUGCGCGGUCCUAGUGCCUCUGGGUUUGGAUUUGCUCUAGCAAACAUUGGAGACAUUAAUCAGGAUGGAUUCACUGACCUUGCAGUCGGGGCUCCCUUCGAAGAUUCUGGUAAAGUGUAUAUCUACCUCAGCAAGGCUAAUGGCCUACAAAAUAAGCCCUACCAGGUGAUUGAUGGUGCCCAGGCGGGCAGUGUAUCUACUUUUGGCUACUCUCUAAGUGGAGGACUUGAUGUGGAUGAAAAUUCCUACCCAGACAUUCUCGUGGGCAGUCUGACUGAUCGCAUCGUCCUACUGAGAUCUCGUCCAGUUAUUAAUAUUUUAAAGAGUUUCAAGGUGACGCCAUCACUAGUCGAUCCCAGUAAAUGUUCUUCUACACAGUGUAUGACUGUCGAAAUCUGCUUUUCAUACUUGCUGAGCACUGGAAACCGCAAUGUUCAAAGACAAAUCAUGUUAGAAUACACCCUAGAGGCAGAUUAUGACAGAAGACCUUACCGUGCAAAGUUCUUCAAUUCUUCAAAUGUACACAAGGACACCUUCUUAAUGCCAGACAUAAAAUGUAAAACCAUCAAGCUCCUCUUACUGGACAAUAUACGGGACAAGCUGCAUCCAAUCCAUCUCUCCCUAAACUACUCCAUCGUAGAGAAGAUGCAGACAUCACCUUCAGCGGUCCAGUCUCUAGAUAACUAUCCCAUUCUUAACCCAGAGCAGAGCACCACUGAAGUGCUGGAGAUACACAUUAAGAAAGAGUGCGGGUCGGAUAAUGUAUGUAGGAGCAAUCUGCAACUGCAGUAUGAAUAUCUGGGACCAAAUCAGGAGGUGCUUCCAAGGGUGAACGGAACGCAAGUUCUAUAUUAUGACUCGGAUUUGAAGUUUUUGAAUCUAAAAGUGACAGUAACAAACUAUCCAAGUCCCACUUCGGCUGCUGAUGACGCCCAUGAAGCGUCACUGAAUGUUUCUAUUCCCACAGGAUUCCUGAUCUACUCUGUGAAACCAGUGUGCGAUCUGUUCGAUACCGUCUCAUGCGAUAUUGGAAAUCCUUUUAAAAGAGGACAAAUGAUGGAGAUUAACAUCAAAUUUGAAGUACAAAGUAUUUCUUUAAAGACAAGAGAAGUGGUUGCAAGUCUACAGCUCUCCACGCUAAGUAAACAAACAGAUCUGGAACCAAAGUAUGCAUACCUCUUGAUAGAUUACACAUUGAAGACUGCUUUCUCAGUGUCUCCUCCCAAUGUACAGACCUACUUUAGUGGUGAGGUCAUGGGAGAGUCUGCUAUGAAGACUGUUGAAGACGUAGGAAAUCCUGUAGAGUUCUCAUUUUUGGUACUAAAUGCUGGAGAACCUUUGGAGUCAUUGGGAACGUUGCUCGUAGUGGUGACAUGGCCAUAUGAAGUUAGCAAUGGGAAGUGGCUUAUUUACCCAACUGAAGCUUUAGUAAUCAGCGACGACGAUAAAAAACAGUGUAAUCCUCCCGGUGAUAUAAUUGACCCUUUAAAUCUCAUGCAUUCAGAUAAAUCGGAAUCCGGAGGAAGGAGACGAAGAGAGAUAGAAGAAAUCCCGGAUGUUAAGACUCUGGCAUCCAUCAAAACAGAGAGAUCCAUGUUGACACUUAGAUGUGCAGGAGGUGGUGCAAAUUGUGUGCAAUUUACUUGUCCGAUCACAAACUUGACAAAGACAGCCACAGUGACUGUGCGAGGGAGAGUGUGGAAUAGCACGUUCCUGGAGGAUUACCGAAAUGUAGAUCGAGUGCGAGUUGAAGGGGCAGCUGAACUUCAUCUCCAAACUGAUAUUCCCACCAUAAGGAUGGAGAGUCGCUCUGUAAUGUUCUCGGUAUCUAUUGACUCAUUAUUGGUAGAACCUCCGCAAGCAGAGAUCCCUCUUUGGCUGAUCAUCGUCUCCGUGGGAUCCGGCAUUCUCCUCCUGGGAAUUAUCAUCCUUCUUCUUUGGAAGGUUGGAUUCUUCCACCGGGUCGGAUAUUACCGGCUGGCUCAGACUCACAAUGCCGUGUGUGUCCGGCUGGAAGAGAGACAGAAGCUCUGCUCCCAAAUUCCUAACAACCAAAGGCAUUGGGUCACCAGCUGGCGGGAGACAGCCAGAUACUACUGAGAAGGCUCUCUACAUUCCAUGACCAACACAAUACACCUCGCACUGUUUCUCUGUAGAAAAAAGUAAUCACUGGAAUUUAAAGGAAAUGGAAAAUAUUAAAGUGACAGAACUGAGUGGGAUACAAUUAACCUGACAUUCUGGAAAUGGGUGGGGCAAAAUAUCCUAGGGGAGGAGCAUCUUAUACUUCGGUACUGGAUUUUGCGGUACAGGCUACUUAUUGACUUUGGGGGGGAGAGGG
Messenger RNA from Pelobates fuscus (common spadefoot toad), 5507 nucleotides. It is a transcript of the gene ITGA3, whose product is annotated as integrin subunit alpha 3. Bases 2138 to 5269 code for a protein of 1043 amino acids. Gene Ontology annotation, biological process: cell adhesion mediated by integrin; leukocyte migration; cell-matrix adhesion. NCBI's taxonomy places the organism in Eukaryota, Metazoa, Chordata, Amphibia, Anura, Pelobatidae. The transcript is spliced from 26 exons. Gene Ontology annotation, molecular function: integrin binding. The record is from RefSeq and is a predicted model, not a curated record. Gene Ontology annotation, cellular component: integrin complex; external side of plasma membrane.